CUGUGGUUUAAAGAUGGUUCAGUAGGUACGCAUGUUUUCCCACAAGACCCUCGCCAACGCCAAGCUAUUACCUUCACCCUCGCAUUCAUCUGGCUUCAUCUUAUUCAGUAGCAACCAUGUCACGCCAGCUCAUCUCAAGCGAGAAGUUCCCUACGAAGCCUCACAACUGCCCUGCCACAAAAGUUCCGGGCCUUGUUUUCUGCGCCGGACAAACAGCCACAGGGGAGAUCAAGCAAGCCACAAGGACAGUCUUGCAGAACCUGAAGGAAGUUCUCGAGCUUUCUGGCUCAUCGCUUGAGCAGGUCGUCAAGUACAAUGUCUACCUUGCAGAUAUGAAGGACUUUGCCGCGAUGAACGAAGUGUACAUCGACUUCCUGCCCCAGCCUAUGCCGUCUCGAUCUUGCCUACAGGCACUGCCUCCCGGUGACGGAACCGUUAUCGAGAUUGAGUGCAUUGCGCAAGCGUAAAUGGUUAGAGGUGGAGUACGAGAACAGCAAUAGCGAAGACGUUCAUAGCAGAGAAGACUUGGAGGAAAGAUCGGAAUAUGCAUAGUCUAGAAAUAUAGCAGCUUCAGCGUCUGACGCGAGCGUGGCCCAGCGGAGACGAAGGCCUUGAAAAUGAACACCAGUAUUCUUACCCUAAUUGAUCAACCACAUACGUGCAGUAUCGUAAAUUUGGUACCUAGAAGUUUCAUUGGCUGCAGGAGAGGGGCUCUCCAAGGCAUCGUAGAU
Boeremia exigua is the source of this 731-nucleotide messenger RNA. RefSeq names its product Endoribonuclease L-PSP/chorismate mutase-like protein. Gene Ontology annotation, molecular function: deaminase activity. Gene Ontology annotation, cellular component: cytosol; mitochondrion. Lineage: Eukaryota; Fungi; Ascomycota; Dothideomycetes; Pleosporales; Didymellaceae. The record is from RefSeq and is a predicted model, not a curated record. The coding region runs from base 117 to 467 and encodes 116 amino acids. The transcript has 2 exons.